GGAGCCACGCUUACAGGUGUAUAAGUUCUGCAGGUUUAAACGAGUCAUGCAAUUGAUACCAGUAAGCUACCCAAGUGACCGAGUGACCGAGUGACCGAGUGACCGAGGGAGAGCGUGGAAGGAGCACAACCUCGGGUUUUAAGAAGAGAAACCUAAAGACUCCUUCAAUAUGGCUUUCAACACACUGACCUCAAGAGCUGUUCUGUUCUAUGAUGAGUGGAUUAAGGAAGCAGAUCCACGAACCGGGAACUGGCUGCUUAUGGCCUCCCCUUUCCCUCAAACAUUCAUAAUCACUGCCUACAUCUACUUCGUGACAUCGCUGGGGCCUCGGCUAAUGGAAAACCGUAAACCCUUUGACCUCAAGCGUCCAAUGAUCAUCUAUAACUUCAGCAUUGUGGCAUUUUCCCUCUACCUGAUUUAUGAGUUUCUCAUGUCUGGUUGGGCGAAUGGCUACACCUAUGGGUGUGACCUCGUGGAUUAUAGCAGUUCUCCUCAGGCUCUCAGGAUGGCAUGGACCUGCUGGCUGUACUAUUUCUCCAAGUUUAUUGAGAUGCUUGACACUAUUUUCUUUGUCCUGAGGAAAAAGAACAGCCAGGUUACUUUCCUUCACGUCUACCAUCACUCCAUCAUGCCCUUCACCUGGUGGUUUGGGGUCAGAUUCGCCGCAGGUGGUCUGGGAACCUUCCAUGCCCUGCUGAACUGUGUCGUCCAUGUCAUAAUGUACACCUACUAUGCUCUCUCUGCCCUGGGACCUGCCUACCAGAAGUACCUAUGGUGGAAAAAGUAUAUGACCACCAUCCAGCUGAUUCAGUUUGUGCUGAUCACCGCUCACAUUGGCCAGUUCUUCUUUAUGAAGGACUGUCCUUACCAGUUUCCCGUGUUUCUCUAUGUCAUCGGUUCAUAUGGGCUGGUCUUCCUGGUCCUGUUCCUCAACUUCUACUAUCACGCCUACACCAAGGGCAAGAGGCUACCCAAGGUUUUUCAGAAUGGAAACUACCUUCUCAAGAAAUAUGAGUGAUCUUUCCAUUAGCCACCUAAAAGUGAAGCUCUGACCUAUUAGGUGGGGAUAUUCCUUUUUAUUUCGUCUGUUCAAGUUCCACUUCCCUGUUUUAUGUUAAAACUAAUGUGGAAUACACCCACCUUAUAUCACUGGAUUUAAUACAUCCGAACUCUGCACACUGGUGUUUCACUAGAGAUGCUGUCCUCAUUUUUGUUGUCUUCACUUAAGGCUUUGAAAUGAGUAUGGGGUGUGAAGUACAGUAUUUUCAUCCUAUAUCCUCUCACUUACUUGUAAAUAUUGAAUUUCUUAGCUUUGGAGUAUGAUUGAGCUGCUGGCCAAAUCUCAAAAGGUUAUGAGAGCAAAGGUGAUUUGAAGUUUGUUGCUAAAAGGGUUUUUGAAGGUUAUGUUUUAGUUGACUAAAUGAGCCUGAAGCCCUUUUACCCUUGAGGAACGCUUGACUGAUCUACCUGGAUGUGCUCGACCCUAAAAGUUUACCGCGUACUGCAGAAGUGACAUCAUCUGAAGUUAUUUUGUCAGUGAUUUAUGUUGUGUGAUUAUUUAUUCUUUAAUGUUGCUAUUUCUUAAUGUGGUGUUUUUUUUAAAAAAAAUGAUAUUGAUCUGUAUGAAUUACCUGUUAUGCUUUUAUGUUCUAAGGAAAUGCUAGACAAGAACAACGUUACAGGACUUUUCCCCUGUUUUUUUUUUUUUGUCUUUUUAAAUGUCUUCCUAUUCUGUGAAAAAGAAAUUGUUUUAUAGUGAAACAAAAUAAAUUAUUUGUCACU
This is a messenger RNA of Carassius carassius (crucian carp), 1782 nucleotides long. RefSeq names its product elongation of very long chain fatty acids protein 7-like. The coding region runs from base 170 to 1018 and encodes 282 amino acids. Gene Ontology annotation, biological process: sphingolipid biosynthetic process; fatty acid elongation, polyunsaturated fatty acid; fatty acid elongation, monounsaturated fatty acid. NCBI's taxonomy places the organism in Eukaryota, Metazoa, Chordata, Actinopteri, Cypriniformes, Cyprinidae. Gene Ontology annotation, cellular component: endoplasmic reticulum membrane; endoplasmic reticulum. The record is from RefSeq and is a predicted model, not a curated record. The transcript has 8 exons. Gene Ontology annotation, molecular function: fatty acid elongase activity.